AUGCCGAAUGCAGGGGAAGCACCACAAGCACUUGCCGAUUGGGUGUCUUAUGUUCAACAUUUGAACAAUAAGCAAACUUUGGCUAUGCAGAACAUGUUACGUGAACAACAAAAUCUCAUACAGAAUAUGUUAGAUCAGGCUCUAUCAAGGGUUACUAUUCAACCCACCCAGUCACCUUCAGGGAUGUCACCAUCUAGGUUACAAGUGAAUUUUCCGGGGCCUUCUUAUGUAGACAACACCCUUCCAAGUGUUGCUACUAGGGCCGAUAGAGGAAAGACUCCUCUAACAUACCCAAAUAAUGUCCCACUGGGUGGUGGAUCCGGAGGACACGCUCAAGUUCUGUGGGUGCAUUUCGGAAUGAAUCCUCAGAAUGUGAACAGACCGGCGUAUCAGAGGCCAUUUCCAGAAAGAAUCAUCAAUGAGCAUCCCCUCCCGAGGAAUUAUAGGCCUCUUGAUUUCCACUCCUUCUCAGGGGAAGAUGGAGCAUCGACUAUUGAGCAUGUGGGACGUUUCACGGCUCAACUUGGGGAAGUGGACAAUAAUCCGUUUCAUAAGUUACAAUUGUUCGGAUUGUCUCUCACAAGAACAUUUUUUUCUUGGUUUGCCAAUCUUCUGCCAGGACAGUUGCAGAACUGGGAAGGUUUGGAAGCGGCGUUUCAUGCAAGGUUUUUUAAUCCUCUUCCAACAGUCUCACUUACCGACCUUCUGGAGAUUAGGCAAAUGCCGGAGUAA
Molecule: messenger RNA, 732 nt
Organism: Andrographis paniculata
Lineage: Eukaryota; Viridiplantae; Streptophyta; Magnoliopsida; Lamiales; Acanthaceae
Exons: 2
Coding region: 1-732 (243 amino acids)
Source: RefSeq, a predicted model, not a curated record